Capsella rubella is the source of this 1072-nucleotide messenger RNA. RefSeq lists its product as uncharacterized. The transcript is spliced from 3 exons. The record is from RefSeq and is a predicted model, not a curated record. NCBI's taxonomy places the organism in Eukaryota, Viridiplantae, Streptophyta, Magnoliopsida, Brassicales, Brassicaceae. Bases 42 to 1001 code for a protein of 319 amino acids.
ACUAUCUUGUUCAGUCUCAUUGGUCAUUGGACGUAAGCAUAAUGGGAGAUUCACAACCACAAGGAAAGAAAAAAGGAUCAUAUGAAACGUGGAAUGCACGAGAAACAAAAAUGUUGAUAAAACUCCUCACGGAGGGUAUCAAACAAGGUUGGCGUGAUGCAAGUGGUUGUAUUAGCAAGCUGACAGUCGAGAAAAAGAUUCUGCCUGUUUUGAAUUCUGCACUUCACUGUGAUAAAUCUUAUAAUAACUAUCAAAGUAAGUGUAGGAAUUUGAGAAAUCGUUAUAAUUGCAUGCAAGACCUGGUUAAGUUUAGUUCUGGAUUUGGGUGGGAUCCCAUAACUAAAAAGUUUACAGCUCCGGAACAUGUGUGGGAAGAUUACGAGAAGGCACAUCAAGGUAAAAAAAGCAUGCGUGAUGAAACAUUCGAAGACUAUGAAGAUUUACAACUGAUAUUUGACGUUGGAUUAGCGACGGGAAGAAAUGCUGUUGGCUUAGGUGAUGAUACUGAUGCACCAACUUUUGGAGUUGAAGAUAAUGCAGCACCAUGCGAAUUAUAUACAAGUCUCUUUGAAAAUAUGGGAAAUUUAGAUGGAUCUCAAGCAUCAGGGUCGGGAGAUUCUAGUAUGUCACAAGGCAAAGGGGGCCAGAGAGAAAAGCUACUUCCAAAAAAAAGAGCUAAAGGUGGAGAUUGUGGGGACUCUAGUAAUUCAAACAUGGAUAGUAGCCUAAUGGAAAAGACAUUCACUGAAAUGAUUGAAGUGAGCAAUCAUGUUGUUAGCUUGAUACAACAAAGAGAGGAAAGACAACAAAGAGAAGCCAACUCCAGAGAAGCUGAAAAGAAAAGGAACAAUUUAUGGGAAGCUAUUAAAGAAGUUUCUGGUUUGGAGGAAAAUGUUCGUUAUGAUACAUUGAAUGAAAUUCUAAAGUUGGGGAUGAAAGAAGUGUUCAUCAGCAUGUCUCUCGAAGAACGACUGGGUUGGAUACGACGCAACGUGAAUUGAAGUCUUUUUUUUUAUGAAAAUAAAGUUUUAUUUUGUCAUAUUUCUUAUUUUCUAAAAUUUGUUUCCUUGUU